CCCAGCUCUGCCCAGCUGGUGCGGGGCCGAGCGCAAGCCGCGGCGCUAGGAUCCAAGUUGGAGACAUGUCCUCCGGGGUGGCCGCGCGCCACGACGCCAAGAAGCUGGUGCGUUCCCCAAGCGGCCUGCGCAUGGUGCCCGAGCACCGCGCCUUCGGAAGCCCGUUCGGCCUGGAGGAACCGCAGUGGGUCCCAGACAAGGAGUGUCCGAGAUGUAUGCAAUGUGAUGCCAAGUUUGACUUUAUCACAAGAAAGCACCACUGCCGCCGCUGCGGGAAGUGCUUCUGUGACAGGUGCUGCAGCCAGAAGGUGCCGCUGCGACGCAUGUGCUUUGUGGACCCCGUGCGGCAGUGCGCAGAGUGCGCCCUUGUGUCCCACCGCGAGGCAGAGUUCUAUGACAGGCAGCUCAAGGUGCUUCUGAGUGGAGCCACCUUCACUGUGACUUUUGGAAACUCAGAAAAAUCUGAAACCAUGGUUUGUCGUCUUUCCAACAACCAGAGAUGCUUGAUUCUGGACGGGGACAGCCAUUGUGAAAUUGAGGUCGCACACAUCUCCACUGUGCAGGUUCUCACGGAAGGCUUUGCUCCUGGAGAAAAAGACACACACACUUACAGCGUCCUGGAGAGCCAGCCCGCCUCCAAAGGAGGUAAUGCUCGGGCCACAGGCAUGUUCCUGCAGUACACGGUGCCAGGGACAGAGGGCGAGGCCCAGCUGAAGCUGACCGCAGGGGAGGAUGCAAAUACCAGCAGGAGGCAGGCAACAGCAUGGCUGGUAGCCAUGCAUAAGGCCGCCAAGCUCCUCUAUGAAUCUCGGGACCAGUGACCGUGAGCUGAAGGAGUGCAACUGUCUCCAGGGCUAAGCCACUUGCCCCUGGCCAGGCACCACAGGGCCUCACCCUGCUAUGUUGAGAAAUACAAUCCACCUAUUUAGAGCAGCAAAGUGUUCACUUACCUAGUGCCGUAUGCACGCAGCUUCAGAGUCUUGGAGGCUGAGCUACUACUGCUGAGCUAAUUUUACCAUAACCUGUAUGACGUGUCCAGGCCCAUCAGUGCUCACUUCACUAGUUCUCCCACAGAAACAAAGUGAGUGGUGGUAACUAGGGCCUCUGGUUUGCACUGGAGCCUGCCCAUUUCCAGUAGCCAAUUUACAAUGUUGCCUUAGCCUGUUUAUAGACUCUCCAUUGACCUUGUCACUAAUUUGGGGCAAUGAACAAUCCUUUGAUACUUCAUAAAGCACACAGCAUCAGCCUUGUUUUCUACUUUUCACUUAUUCUUUCAUCUUAUUAAAAUGAUUGUACAGCAAUCUGUAUAUAAAGCAUAUGAUUAAAACCUAUUUUGGA
Messenger RNA from Urocitellus parryii (Arctic ground squirrel), 1338 nucleotides. It is a transcript of the gene Zfyve21, whose product is annotated as zinc finger FYVE-type containing 21. NCBI's taxonomy places the organism in Eukaryota, Metazoa, Chordata, Mammalia, Rodentia, Sciuridae. Gene Ontology annotation, molecular function: metal ion binding. The record is from RefSeq and is a predicted model, not a curated record.